Molecule: messenger RNA, 615 nt
Organism: Plenodomus lingam JN3
Lineage: Eukaryota; Fungi; Ascomycota; Dothideomycetes; Pleosporales; Leptosphaeriaceae
Biological process (GO): regulation of proteolysis; regulation of Ras protein signal transduction
Molecular function (GO): phospholipid binding; peptidase inhibitor activity
Source: RefSeq, a predicted model, not a curated record
AUGGCAACCACAACCCUAACCGCCCUCCUCGCCUCCCUCAAAUCAGCAAACCUCCUCCCCUCCCCCAUCAUCCCAGACACCUUUUGCCCAACCUACAACCUCACCGUCCGCUUCCCAAACCUGACGCCGCAAAACGGUGACCUCGCACGCGUAAGCCAAGUCAAAGAGCAACCGCUCAUCACGCUAUCGCCACUGAGUGCUACACCCGCCGCCGCCGGCAACGAAACCAGCUUCACAUUUAUGCAAAUCGACCCGGAUGCGCCGACGCCCGACGACCCGAAAUACAGUUACUGGCGACACUGGAUCGUGUCGAAUAUUCCGGGUUCGGCGGCGGAGGAGGAGACGGGGGCGGAUGUGAUUGCCAAGGGGAGGACGGUGACGCCGUAUCUUGCGCCUGGACCCAAGGAUGACAGUGGGCCGCAUCGGUAUUUGUUUUUGCUGUUCAAGGAGUGUGGGGGGAAGGGGUUGGAGGUGGGGGAUGUUGGGGGCGAGGAGUUUGUGGAUCGGAGGAGUUUUAGGGCGGAGAGGGUUGUGCAGGAGAAGGGUAUGGAGUUGGUGGGUGUGCAGUGGAUGAGGGGGGUCGGGGAUGGGUGGGUUGGGGAGACGGGGCAGUAG